Molecule: messenger RNA, 968 nt
Organism: Salvia splendens (bonfire salvia)
Lineage: Eukaryota; Viridiplantae; Streptophyta; Magnoliopsida; Lamiales; Lamiaceae
Exons: 3
Coding region: 156-800 (214 amino acids)
Source: RefSeq, a predicted model, not a curated record
UGGGUAAAGAAGGCAGAUAAGGUUCCCUAUAUCUUAUCCCCUUUAUUCACCAUUCCCACACUACGAGAGCAGUCUGCGGUCCGCCCCCUCUCUCUCUCUCUCACUCUCACUCUCACUCUCUCCCCAGACAGAAGAAGUAGCUGAUUCUGGCAGCCAUGUUAGCUUCCACUGCAGUAAGUCUUGGCUCACUUGGCAGCCAAUUGCUCAAUUCUCCCUCCCACAAUCCAACAAAGCCUUUCCUACUUCCACUGAAUAAGCCUUUACUAAAAUCUCCCAACUCCAUCACCAGCAGCAGUUUCUUGAAAUCGAGAACUUCCGUCAGAACCGCCGUCGCCGCGGUUGAUUCAUCCGAUGCCGCUGUACAGCAGGCAGGGGGAGAAGGUGGGAGCAAGAGUUAUCACUUUGUUGUAGCGAAUGCGAAGUUUAUGCUGGAUGAGGAGGAGCAUUUCCAAGAACUGAUGUCGGAGCGCCUCCGGCUUUAUGGGGAGAGGAACAUGGAGCAGGAUUUCUGGCUUGUGAUUGAGCCUAAAUUCUUGGACAAAUUCCCUAAUAUUACUAAGAGGCUCAAGAGGCCUGCUGUUGCUCUUGUUUCCACCAAUGGCCCUUGGAUCACGUUCAUGAAGUUAAGACUAGACCGAGUUCUGCAAGAUAGCUUUGAAACUGACACUCUUGAAGAAGCUCUGGCUUCCAGCCGCAUUGAUAUCGAGUUUGAGAAGCCGGAGAAGUGGACAGCUCCUUAUGCCAAGUACAAAUAUGGGUGGUGGGAGCCGUUCCUACCCUCCAAAACAUUAAAUGUAUGAUCAUGAUGCGCCAAAGCUAUUUCAAAUUUUUGUAAGUGCCCCACGACAUUAGCUUCCUGUCUGUUAGUAUUUCAGAGAUGGUAUAUGUAGAUUCGUUCGUAGGGUAUGCAGACAUGGACUGAGUUUUUUUCUGCUGUUAAUGUUACCACGUAUCUACAUAUUGUCUCA